GAGGAGGGAGUCAGUGAUCCUCUACGGUGCAACAUUGUCUCGGCAAGUAACCUCUCUCCAGCGUGGCACUGUCUCUGAGGAGCAGCGGACGUGCGGGCUGUGUUCGUAGCGGAUGAAAGGUCGAUUUCUUUAACGAAAUAUAAACAGUGAGAACUCGUAUGCAACUCUCGUGAGGAUUCACAGAUUCAUAUCGGUGUUAAAAAAAAACGUGGGAUUUUGGUUCAUUUCCUCGACGGGCCCGGAUACAGCUUGAUACCCAUAGAGAGACUCAACUCAGGUCCUUUCGUCCUGACAUGGACACAGGAAUUGUACCAGAAAAGAAAAGGGUGAGCUCGGAGCGGAGGAAGGAGAAGUCGAGGGAUGCGGCGCGAUGCCGGCGCGGGAAGGAGUCAGAGGUGUUUUACGAGCUGGCCCAGGAGCUGCCACUGCCCCACAGUGUCAGCUCCAGCCUGGACAAGGCCUCAAUAAUGAGACUCACCAUCAGCUACCUGCGCAUGAGGAAACUGCUCAACACUGAUGAGCCAAUGAAAGACGAGGAAACAGACCUGGAUCUCCAGUUAAACAGCUCCUACCUAAAGGCUCUGGAGGGUUUUCUCAUGGUGCUGUCUGAAGACGGAGAUAUGAUCUAUCUCUCGGAGAAUAUCAACAAGUGCCUUGGGCUGGCACAGUUUGACCUGACUGGACACAGUGUGUUUGACUUCAUACAUCCCUGUGACCAAGAUGAGCUGAGGGAGAUGCUGGUCCACAGAACAGGCUCCAAGAAGGCCAAGGAACCAAACACAGGGCGCAGCUUUUUCCUCCGAAUGAAGUGCACUCUCACAAGCAGGGGCCGCACCGUCAAUGUCAAAUCAGCUACAUGGAAGGUGCUCCACUGCUCAGGACAUGUCCAUGUAUAUGACAGCCACACUGAGGAGAGUACCAACGGGCAAAAAGAGCCACCUAUCCCCUAUUUGGUUUUGAUCUGUGACCCCGUCCCACACCCCUCCAACAUUGAGGUCCCACUGGAUAGCAAGACCUUUCUCAGCCGCCACACAAUGGACAUGAAGUUCACAUAUUGUGACGAGAGGAUCACUGAACUCAUGGGUUAUGAUCCAGAGGACCUGUUGAAUCGUUCUGUGUACGAGUAUUAUCACGCUCAGGACUCAGACCAUCUCACCAAGACUCACCAAAACUUGUUUGCAAAGGGCCAAGUCUGCACAGGCCAGUACCGGAUGUUGGCCAAGAGAGGAGGCUUUGUGUGGGUGGAGACCCAAGCCACUGUCAUCUACAACAACAAGAACUCCCAACCACAGUGUGUCGUCUGUGUCAACUUUGUGCUCAGUGGCAUCCAGGAGGAGAAACUGAUCCUGUCUCUGGAGCAGAUUGAGGAUGUGAAGCCAGUGAAGGCGGAGCUGCAGCAGGGGGAAGAAAAGGCUGUAGUUGAGAGCAGCGAGCCUGAUAUCCCCAGAUCCCCAACCCCUCUGAAGGAGGAGGUGGAGGAGAAGGUCCCAGAGGUGGAUGUGAUCAAACUGUUCACUCAGGCAGUAGCGGCCCAGUCGCUGGUUAGCCUGUAUGACAGGCUGAAGGAGGAGCCUGAGGCCCUCACCCUGCUGGCCCCAGCUCCGGGAGACACCAUCAUCUCCCUGGACUUCAGCUGCCCUGAUUCAGAGAUCCCGAUGAUGAACGAUGUUCCUGUCUACAAUGAUGUAAUGCUUCCCUCCACCAGUGACAAGCUGGCUCUGCCUCUUUCCCCUCUGCCGCCCAGUGAGCCUCUCCACGUCACCACCGCAUCUGAGGAUGCAAAAGCUCAGCGCUAUAAACCAGCCCCGUCUACUACACCGGCCAGCUCCUCAGAGCCUGGCAGUCCGUUGGACUUUUGUUUCCCCAUGGAGUCAGAUAUGAGCUCAGAUUUCAAACUCGACUUGGUGGAGAAGCUGUUUGCCAUUGAUACAGAGCCCAAGACCCCCUUCACCACACAGGCACCGGAAGACUUCGAUCUGGAGACGUUAGCUCCCUACAUCCCCAUGGACGAUGACUUCCAGCUGCGCAGUGUGACCCCAGACGAGCCUCUAUCUUGUGAACCAGUCAAAUCCCGUCAGAGUUCUCCAGUAUGCGUCACACAGGACGUCCAUUGCUAUAAAUCACCAGGCAGUCGCACAGCUUCUCCGGCACCACCUGAGCCAGUAAACGCCUCUCAUCUUGCCACCAUCCUUGCUAAGAGGACCACACAGCUGGACAAAGAAGUAUCGCUCAGCACCCUGGCAGCUCAGAACACACCGCGUAAAAGAAAACUGUGUGACAUAAAAGAGAUGAUUGGAUUGGGAUCUCUGCGCCCGGAACAACUGGAGCAGGGCAAAAAGCUGAAGGCAUCAGAGUCAGGAACAACCACAACCAUACUUCUGCUGCCGUCAGAUUUGGCGAGUCGUCUGCUGGGCAGCUCGUCAGAGGGCACGAGUUCCCUCUUCACCCUGCCACAGCUCACCCGUGACGACUGCGAGGUCAACGCCCCCUUACAGGGUCGUCAGUACCUGCUGCAGGGGGAGGAGCUGCUGCGCGCUCUGGACCACGUCAACUGAGUCAUUGCUUAGCCUGCUCACUGCUGAACUAGACUGGACACUACAAUUUCUCCCUCAUAUUGUCACUCCCUCUCAAAGACCCCCCCACCCUACUACCCCUUAUUUAUGUAUCUGUUUGAGUUUGACUAUAGUUUUGCUGCUGUGUGGGCACAUCAUGUGAUAUCUGCAGCAUUCCACCGUGACAAACACCAUGGCAGCAUUUGGGUUUUGGUGCAAGGGAUUCAGACAUCAUGAGAUGUCCAAUUGUUGUUUUUUUUCGUUUUGUUUCCUCUCUCUUCGGGGAGUCUCUCAGCACACAGCGCCUCGACAGAUGACCCUUUUCCAGCAGGUCACCACAGAACCUGGCGCUACUGCCAGCAGUGUAUUGUAAGCUUCAGUCGCACAAUUUAUAUUUUCUUAAAAAGAAAAAUAUUACCAGCAAUAUAUAUUAAGCCUUUUUAAAGUCGUUUUAAUGGGAUUUGAACAAUUUUAUUUUUCCUCCCAUACUUGUAUGUUGUAGUACUCGUACCUAACAAGAUGUCUUUAGUCGAGAAGUAUGAACAUAUUGUUUAAACCUUAGGUGGUUUGAAUGUUAUCUCCAUUUAAUAGUUAUCAGUCUUUGAGGUAAAUGCAUUUAAUUGUGUAGCAGUCCAGUACAUGUCACUUUAUUACUUUACUGUAAGUGUGUGUUACUGUACAUAUACCAGGGAAAUUUGAAUUUACUCAGUAUGGCUUCACAGUUUUGACUCUCAAAAUGAAAUAUGAGUCUUCACUAUUUUUGUUUGCUUCUCAUCAUGGAGAAUUGGCAUUUUUCUCUUAACAUGAAGUGGAUUCAUGUUUUUGGUUUUUAAUGUGCGUGACAUACUCAAAAUGAGUCUGUUUUAAAGUAAGUAGGAUCUCGACAAUUCAUAUACUUGUGUGAUCAUAGUAGCAUUCGUGAGUUGUCAAACUUGUUUGCUUAGUUAAUGGUAGUCAGUUCAAUACCAUUGAUCCCUGCCAUAUUGUUGGGUCUCUCAUGCUUCUUGUUGCUGUCUAACAUUAAAUGGCUUUAAUGAA
Messenger RNA from Dicentrarchus labrax (European seabass), 3590 nucleotides. RefSeq names its product hypoxia inducible factor 1 subunit alpha a (gene hif1aa). Gene Ontology annotation, cellular component: nucleus; transcription regulator complex; cytoplasm. Gene Ontology annotation, biological process: cellular response to hypoxia; regulation of transcription by RNA polymerase II. The transcript has 15 exons. Gene Ontology annotation, molecular function: RNA polymerase II transcription regulatory region sequence-specific DNA binding; protein dimerization activity; DNA-binding transcription factor activity, RNA polymerase II-specific. Lineage: Eukaryota; Metazoa; Chordata; Actinopteri; Moronidae. The coding region runs from base 294 to 2555 and encodes 753 amino acids. The record is from RefSeq and is a predicted model, not a curated record.